AUGGGGAUCGAUUUGGGAGGGCAGGGACGGGGGACUGGAAAUCAUUCUCCGCCCCCAUCCCGUCUCAUUGCUAUCUCUAAAAACGUUGAAGUAAGGGGCCGACGUAAAGUUCUUGUAUUGGUAUAUCAGAGUCUGGGCAUGGUUUUUGGUGACUUGAGCCUUUCCCCACUUUAUGUUUAUAGAAGUACAUUUUCCGGAAGGUUGGGCAAUUACCAAACUGAAGACACAGUAUUUGGAGCAUUUUCUGUGAUUUUUUGGACUCUCACUCUUAUUUCGCUGUUCAAGUAUGUUCUUAUCCUGUUGAGUGCAGAUGAUAACGGUGAAGGUGGGAUUAUUGCAUUAUACUCGCUUCUCAGCAGAAAUGCGAAAUUCUGCUUACUACCUAACCAUCAAGCAUCUGAUGAGGAGAUCUCUACGUAUAAUUACCCAGGUAACUCAAGCAGAAAUCUAUCAUCAUCAUCAUUGUUGAGAAGAUUUAUUGAGAGGCACAAAGAAUCAAAAACCAGUCUACUUGUUCUAGUUUUGUUGGGAGCUUGUAUGGUAAUUAGUAUUGGUGCUCUUGCACCUGCAAUUUCAGUUUUUUCUUCCAUUGAAGGGCUAAAAUUUCGAUCAAAGGAUGUACAUAGCAAUACCGUGGUUAUUAUCGCCUGCUUUCUAUUGGUUCUCCUUUUUGUCUUGCAACACCGUGGGUUCCACAAGUUGGCAUUCAUGUUUACUCCCAUUGUGAUUCUAUGGUUGCUGUCCAUUGCUGCUGUUGGAAUCUAUAAUAUUCUUAGGUGGAAUCCAGUUGUAUAUCGGGCUCUUUCUCCAUAUUAUGGUUACAAUUUUUUUAAGCUUACAGGAAAAGAUGGUUUUAUUUCUCUUGGAGGAAUACUUUUAUGUCUUACUGGAAGUGAAGCUAUGUUUGCAAAUCUUGGCCACUUCACUGCAACAUCAAUCAGGGUUGCAUUUACUUGUGUUAUUUAUCCAUGUUUGAUACUUCAAUACAUGGGGCAAGCUGCCUUUCUCUCAAAGAAUUUAUCUGCAGCACCUAUGAGCUUUUUUGCUUCUGUUCCUGAUACCUUCUUUUGGCCAGUUUUUUUUGUGGUAACUUUGGCUGGAAUAGUUGCUAGUCAAGCAGUUAUCUCUACCACGUUCUCAGUUGUCAAAGAGUGCCAUGCAUUUGGAUGUUUCCCACGUGUCAAGAUUGUACAUAGCAGGAGAUGGCUUCCUGGUCAGAUAUACAUUCCAGAGAUAAACUGGAUCCUGAUGGUUCUCAGUCUCGCUGUUACAAUGGGAUUUCGAAGCACAAAGCUUAUAGGAAAUGCUUAUGGCAUUGCGUAUAUGACUUUAGCAAUAGUGACAACAUGGUUGACAUUUCUGGUCAUCAACCUUGUGUGGCAGAAGUCCCUCGUGCUUGCCCUUUUAUUCACAGUGCUCUUUGGAUCGGUUGAUAUUUUCUACUUCUCCUCUUCUUGUAUGAGAAUCCCGAAAGGUGGAUGGGUUCCUCUAGCAUUUGCUUUGAUCUUCUUGCUCACUAUGUAUGCAUGGCAUUAUGGUUUGAGGAAUAAAUAUUUGUACGAUCAACAUACCAAACUCUCCAUGAGGUGGAUUCUCUCACUGGGUCCUAGUCUUGGGAUCAUUAGAGUUCCUGGGAUUGGUCUUAUCUACACUGAGUUAGCUAGUGGAGUCCCCGCUACUUUUACUCACUUCGUAACGACUUUACCGGCCUUUUACCAAGUGGUUGUCUUUGUCUGUGUUAAAACUGUUCCUGUUUCUCAUGUACCCCAUAAAGAGAGGUAUCUCAUUGGUCGGAUUGGUCCCAAAUCCUAUCGGCUGUACCGCUGUAUUAUCCGGAAUGGUUAUAAAGAUACAUACAGAGAUGGAGAUGACUUAGAAAAUGAUCUAGUGAUGAGCAUAGCAGAAUUCAUCCAGAUGGAAGCGGAAGGUUGUGGGGCUGUUGACGGCUCUGUGGAUGGCCGGAUGGCAGUUGUGAAGACAUCUGAAAAGUUUGGUACAAGAUUAGCGAUAGCAGACUUGUUUGGUCCUGGAGGAAGCAGUAGUUCGCACCCAACAGUGGUUGUGAGUGGCUACAAGUCACCCACGCUUCAGAAUUUGCAGGCUAGUUAUGAGCAAGAAUCACCCCAACUCAACUGUAGGAAGCGGGUUCGGUUUGAGUUGCUGGAUACAAAUUACAAGGAUCCUCGCGUCAAGGAAGAGCUUUUGGAGCUUGUUGCAGCCAAAUGUGCUGGGGUGACUUAUAUUAUAGGCCACUCGCAUAUAAAGGCAAGGUCAAAUUCACCAUUUUUGCACAGAUUUGCAGUCAAUGUGGUGUAUUCUUUCCUCCGUAAAAACUGCCGAUCUCCUGCCGUGGCCUUGAAUAUUCCUCGUAUAUGUUUGAUUGAGGUGGGAAUGAACUACAAUAUGUAGUGCAAAGCUCUCUAGAUGGUUACCAUUUUCUGAAAAAUUGUACAGCAGAAAGCAAAACUUGCUUGAACAGUUUCAGAUUUGCGUGUGUUCAACUGAUUCAUGGCUCUCGCUUUGCAUACGGCAUGCCAUCUAGUCGAGCUGUUCAGUGAAUCUUUGCUAUUUGGAUUCCAUUUUCGAGAGAAUCUCAUAAAGGGUCUUUCUGUCAAA
Molecule: messenger RNA, 2616 nt
Organism: Morus notabilis
Lineage: Eukaryota; Viridiplantae; Streptophyta; Magnoliopsida; Rosales; Moraceae
Product: potassium transporter 3
Exons: 9
Coding region: 1-2409 (802 amino acids)
Biological process (GO): potassium ion transmembrane transport
Cellular component (GO): membrane
Molecular function (GO): potassium ion transmembrane transporter activity
Source: RefSeq, a predicted model, not a curated record